UGUGAUAGUAAGUAAGAAAGAAGGAAGGAAGGAAGUGGUGCUAUCCAACCAACACCAACCUGUAUUUUCUCUCUCUCCUUCGCCUUUAUAUCAUCCUUUUUUCCUAUCUUUCAAGCUUCAGGGCUCACCUCGCAUAGGCUCUCUCUCAGUCAGUCAGACACAAACACAAACACAUAACAAGCAUUCGGAGUUACCUUACUUCUUUCUCGAUGGAUCGAAUGGUUUCUCCGCCGGACACCAGCAAGAGCAUAAAGCUGGAAAGAUACAACAGCUACAUCAGGAGAGUCAACAGCACCAAGCUGCUAAACGCCUCUUCCAAGCUCCUCUUCCGCGCCACCCUCCUCGUCGCCCUCAUCCUCGUAUUCCUCUUCACCUUCAACUACCCUCCCCUCGCCGACACCACCCACCGCCAUCUCCACGCCCACUCCCACUUCCUCUCCUCCGCAUUCGGCGCCUGGGAGAAGCAGGUGCGCCACUCCUCCACUCCUCGCCGGCCCAACGGCCUUACCGUUCUCGUCACCGGGGCGGCGGGCUUCGUGGGCAGCCACUGCUCCCUCGCCCUUAAAAGACGAGGGGACGGGGUGCUGGGUCUCGACAACUUCAACUCCUACUACGACCCCUCCUUGAAGCGCGCCCGCCAAGCAAUGCUGGCCAAGCACCAGGUUUUCAUCGUGGAAGGUGACCUCAACGACACGCCCUUGCUCCGGAAGCUCUUCGACGUCGUCGCCUUCACCCACGUCCUCCACCUCGCCGCCCAGGCCGGCGUCCGCUACGCCAUGCAGAACCCCCAGUCCUACAUCACCGCCAACAUUGCGGGCUUCGUCAACCUUCUCGAAGUUUCCAAAUCGGCCAACCCCCAGCCCUCCAUAGUCUGGGCUUCCUCCAGCUCCGUCUAUGGCCUCAACACUCAGAACCCCUUCUCGGAGCUCCACCGGACCGACCAACCCGCCAGCCUCUACGCCGCCACCAAGAAAGCCGGGGAGGAAAUCGCCCACACCUACAACCACAUUUACGGCCUCUCCCUCACCGGCCUCCGCUUCUUCACGGUGUACGGCCCCUGGGGGAGACCCGACAUGGCCUACUUUUUCUUCACCAAAGACAUCCUCCAGGGGAAGACCAUCGACGUGUACGAGACGCAGGACGGGAAGCAGGUGGCGCGUGACUUCACCUACAUCGACGAUAUCGUGAAGGGGUGCCUCGGGGCUCUGGACACCGCCGAGAAGAGCACCGGGAGCGGUGGGAAGAAGCGUGGGCCAGCCCAGUUGAGGAUUUACAAUCUGGGCAACACCUCCCCGGUUCCGGUGGGGAACUUGGUCUCCAUUCUUGAAGGGUUGCUGAACACCAAAGCCAAAAAGCACGUGAUCAAGAUGCCUUCGAACGGCGACGUCCCCUACACACACGCCAAUGUGAGCCUGGCCUUCCGCGAUUUCUCUUACAAACCAACGACCGAUCUCCCCACCGGUCUCCGGAAGUUCGUGAAAUGGUACGUCGGUUAUUACGGACCCCAGCUGAGGCCCAAAAGGGAAUCUCUUCUUGACAACUGAUGCCUUGGCCACGUCAUCAUCUCCAUCCCCAUCUUCAUCUUCCUUAAUUAUUGCUGUCAUUCUUUUUUGUUAAUUAUUUUCCGUGGACCCAAAUGUUGGUGUGGCAACUAUACACAUAUAAAUAUCUGAUGGUAUAGAUUAAGGACAUAAAUGUGAAGGAAAGGAACACAAAGCAAGUGUCUCACUGUAUGUAUGUAUGUAUUGUGUAGAUCUGUAUCCAAAGCUAAACCAAAGAGAACGAACCAGGGUUGUAAUAAUGGCUGGUGGGGUCUGCCACAAAGGUCGCAGAUCUCUCCCCUUCUUUAUCCAUAUAUUUUCAUUUCACACCUUUAAUUUACUUACCUCUUCUUUUUUUCAA
Molecule: messenger RNA, 1902 nt
Organism: Vigna radiata var. radiata (mung bean)
Lineage: Eukaryota; Viridiplantae; Streptophyta; Magnoliopsida; Fabales; Fabaceae
Product: UDP-glucuronate 4-epimerase 6
Exons: 1
Coding region: 210-1544 (444 amino acids)
Source: RefSeq, a predicted model, not a curated record